Molecule: messenger RNA, 5475 nt
Organism: Ustilaginoidea virens
Lineage: Eukaryota; Fungi; Ascomycota; Sordariomycetes; Hypocreales; Clavicipitaceae
Exons: 4
Coding region: 1-5475 (1824 amino acids)
Biological process (GO): protein import into nucleus; RNA export from nucleus
Cellular component (GO): nuclear pore inner ring
Molecular function (GO): structural constituent of nuclear pore
Source: RefSeq, a predicted model, not a curated record
AUGGCGCCCGUGUCUGAUAGCAACUAUUUCCCGUCCCUGGGAGAUUGUCUCUCAGACGGUCGCGUUCUUUUGUCCUGGAAGAAUAUCGCUACCGCGUUAUCAGAUAGCUCGGGCAGACGACAGCGAAGCGCCGAAGUGGUCGCCUUUUUAUCCGACGAAUAUGUUCACAGCCUCUUGAAAGAUCCGGCCAUCGCCUUUGCGCCAACCAAUGAUGCUACCGAGAAGAGUUUUGCAACCAAAACCGCACCCAUCAACGUCACCUCGGCAUCGACCGAGAAACAUAAUAUACAGCUCCUCAAAGAAGAUGCCCAAUGGUUGAGCAAGAGCGCCAAGGUAAACCCGGUUGCUGCGCUGCGAAUCGCUCUUCUCGAACUCCAAACCAGGCCUUCCUUGCAUCUCUCCAGCCCCCUCUCAUCUCAGGAUGUCACCAACCUGCAAGAGGCGGCUGGGAUCCAAAACGGCCAGAGGACUUCGUUCAUGUCGGAUCUCGGUCCAAACGCGACUCUUGAUGCCGACGAGGUAGCUGCCGAAUUUGACAAGGACCAUUCAAGAAAAAGCAGGCUUUUCGACGUUUUUCUGACCGAGCGGCGGUAUUUCUUCAUGACGAUAGACUACUUGCAGUCAAUCAGACUGUAUGGGAGGUUGCCGAUAGUCUCCUCCGGCGACAGCGAAUUGGCCACCUUGUAUAAGCUCAAAAGCUCGUCUAGCGUAAAGGACGAGAGCGUAUCGCUUCUUGCGGCGUACCUCAAGGCAGUCACUACGAAUGUGACAAGUUUGGGGGCUGGCCUGAAAUCUGUUACCGAUGACACCCUUUUGCUGAGAGACGAAGUUGAACUGGAUUGGUUAAGAACGCUACUGACCGAGGUCACGCACUCGCUAUCCGUUGUGUUCCAGGUAGUAGAUAGCCUUGCCGAUGACUUUGCGCCGUCGAGCUUUCUCAAUCAAUGGUUCUCACUGAUGGACCUGUGCAACUUUUUCGACGACAUUCAGCCUAUCAACCACGUCAUUGGGGAAUUAAUCCUCCCUAUAAAGACACUUGCUGCGGGUGUCUCCCUUGCGCUUCUCAAACCAGCUCGGUCCCUGACGUUCUUGGCCGAGCGGGAAGAGGAACCUACCCCCAUGGAUGACAUGUAUGAUUCCUAUCUGAUCCUAUCGGAUGUUUUGGAGCAAAUACAUAAAAGCGUAAUCAAUGCUGCGAGCGUAGACUGCGAAAGCGCCACGCCUGUCAUAUUUGCCUGGACUCUGCUCCUCCACCGCAUGAAUUUCUCCUACCAGAAUCGAAUCGACAAAAGAGACAAUCUGCUGCAGCAAAAUGCCCGGGAGACGUUCGAGUCUGGUGGUGUUGUUCGACCCACUGCUCGGCGAAACUCGGCCGGCAGUAUUUUCUCGAUUGAGUCUUCCAAGUUUGAUGGCUUCCUCGAGAAUUCAGCGACGGCCAGGGAUCUGCAGGUUGUUGAGCAGCUGGCAUCAGGAGCUACGGCGCAUGGCAAAGUCUUCGACAUCAUGGCCAACAUGGCCAGAAGCCUCGGCCCAUCGUCUGAAGGAAGCAUGACCCCGCUGCUGAGUUCUCGGUUAAGAAACACUUUUCUUGAAAUGCUCAAGAUCUCAUACCCCAUCGUCGGAUAUCAGUCCGAGCCGGUCAGCUCGCUGCUCGCUCAACUCGAUCAAGGACGGGAUUACUGGCAGCUGGUGCCUGGGCAAGGCCUGGCUCCGUCUCAAGAUGUCUUGACAAGCAUGCUCCAGGAUGACUAUUCGAUGGAUUUUUAUUUCCAGCAAGCUCUCGACAGAUUUCCUUACGAGUUUCUCCCGUUCAUCAGCAUGUGCAGGGCUCUUUGCACUGCCGCUGCUGAUGUGGACCGGUCCGAACUAAUCCUGGGGUUGCUGAGAAACACGCCGACUGUUACGUUUGCAAUUCCAGACUCCUUCCAAGGUUACGAUCUAGUCCAAGAGGACGAAAACACGAAUGCCUUUGUCCUCCAAGAGGAGAUUUUCCUCAUAUCGCCGUCUUCUUCCUGGGGUAGACGAUACGUUGAAGACGACGCUUACAGGCUGCCCAUCGGGAGCUACGGCCGUUUCAUCACCGACACUGGGCGAGUGGCUCUAAUGGAAUUCCCCCAUUCUUCACUCUCUCUUCUUGGUCGUCAACUCGAAAUCAGUUUAAUCAAGGAAGGUUACCGGUGUGUACUGGGCAUGUUGCAGCCGGAGGAGAUUGCCGAAGUCAUCUCGCUCUUUGCCACUCUCCUUCGCAUGGAAAGCCUUCGUACAGGAACGCACCCAAGCGCCGCCCUCAUGCACGCAGAGAGUGACAUCUUGGCCGAGGCCAGCAAGCACAUCAGCGGAGGCAAAGAUGUCGUCACCGUGAUUUGCGACACAAUGGACUACUUUAUGCAGGACGAGCUGGCGACAAGCGAGGAAGCGACGAUCAACGUGUUGACUAGCUGCGUCAAGUUUCUGAGUUCUAUUCUCCCCUCUCAGCCAAGUCGAGUUUGGUCCUACUUGGCAAGAAGCGAGUUGCUCAACUCUGACUCGAGGGCGGGCAAACUGGCGAAGAUUACCGGCAAUCUCGACUUGGUAUCGGAAAAAUUCGAGUUUCUCUUCUCCUCGCUGUCGCUCUUCUCUGAGCUGAUCGACACUGCCAUGAGCUCGGCCGUCCAAAGACGAGUUGGAAACAAACCUGCGACCAGGCAAAAGGCGGAGCCAAAUCCAUGGCUUGGAACGGCGGACAAGGUGCUGGCCAAAGUGAGCAUGUCAAUAGCACACGCGUCAGUCGAUGUGUUUGAGAGCACAUGCACAUGGCGCUUCGACACGGAGAUCAAGCGCGUAUCGUUACUAGGCAAUGUAAUAUCCGUGCUGAGCAGACUGGUUGAGUACAGCUACGCCAUGGGCGAAUCUCCUACCUCCGACAGCCUUCUUUCUUGCCUGCGACCCGCGGGCUUUUACGUCGUCGAAUGCUUCAUAACCCCGACAAGCGGAACACUCCGAUUUCAGCCUAUUCUUUCUUCUCUAAUCACCACACUCACCAUGGCCCAGUCAACCUUGUAUUCUACUCGCACCGCCAUUGCGAGGCACCAGGCGAGCUCGAUUCUGCAAUUCUCCACCACCCUUCUCAGGACUGCAAAGUAUCUUGGCAAGUCGUCGGCCGCGUUUGAAACUUGUCUUUUCAAAAGCUCCACCCUUGUCGCUCGCAUGUGCGCCGUCUCCGACGCCUUCAGAGGAGAAGCAAUUGCAUUACUCGAGGCGCUGGUUGUCAACGCAGCAUCCACAAACUCGGAGCCGCCAUCCCUGCUGGGCUAUCUAGGACCCCAUAUUUCCAAGUCCUUCAUUCAAGUCUUGGCUUCGCUGGGAAAGCCCUUCAAUCUGACGCGGGAGGUCGGCACAACGUGGGAGUUUUUCUCGUCGGUGCUCCGCAACAGACAACAGUGGAUGUCAAACUGCCUUCUCACGGGGCAGACUCCUCGGGAGGCUAUGAAGCAGGAAAAUAAGAAGAGCGAACUUACAGCAGACUCUCUAUUUGCAACGGCCCUUGGCAAGUUGAAGAGGUUGAAGGAAAUGGAGCCGCAAGAGUCCCUCGCCAUUCUAGACUUUGUCGCCUCGGCGCAAAAUUACUGGCCUUGGACAGUCUUCACUCUGCUCAGAGACACUUCAUACAUUGAUGGUUUGCGCAGCUAUGCACGCGAUCUGAAACCAUGGCAGUUGACUGUCAGAUCGGAUGCUGUUCGAACCAGCAUUGACGCCAGGAUAGCAGCUUACAUUGCCGAGAUCCUGGCUAUGCAGCUGUACCACUCGAGACAUCAAGGGGCCUCGGACGCUUUAGCCAAGAGCCUCGUUGCCGAUCUGGAUUAUUACCUUCGGGAUGGGGUGGAAGUGGCAGGUUUCAACCAGUCCCUGCACAACAACCUUGCCCGAAAUUUCGCAAACAAGUAUGCCGGCUGCUCGCUAGACAACUUCAAGCGAACAGUGUUGCAGCAUCGGGAUCUCGGCAAGAACUACUACUACGACGUCGAACGGGCUAACGACAUGCUGAGCUUCGAUCCCGGCUGGCUCGGACGGAAAGGAAACGGGUUCCGAAAUGAAAUGGAGCUGGCGAACGCGAACCUGUCGCUGGUUGAUGCUCAAAUAGCCCUUUUCCAUGCUUGGGAAUUUCUCCUGUUAGAGUUGAGCACCAGCCUACCGGGUCACGAGACGGUGGCGAAGCAAAUGCUACAGGUCGCGCAGCAAUGCUUGAAUGCUAACCAAGGCGCUCCUGGACCGGAGAGCAUAUUCGUCAAGCUUGUCGAUUCCCGAGCAAGUUUGGCGCUGGUGCUGGUCCAGCGGCUUGCCAAGCUGUCCACUGUCGCCGUCCAGGACAUUAACCAACUACUGGGCACCUUGGUCGGGACCAUACACAGCGUCGAAGAGCCAUUCGGGAAGGACUCCAUCUCCUAUUAUCGCACCCUGCUCAAAGCGCUUUUCGUGACGCUGAGGGCCUACCAUUCUUGCGGCAACAAGGGCGUCGGCGAUUCCGCGGUGGAUCUGGGAGGCUCGACGGUAACCGUCACGCAAACAGUGCUCAACCUCUUGGACCACGUCGUGGGACGAGGAUUCCGCUCCCUCGUGAGCCUCAUCCACGACAGCGACUCGGACAUCUCCCCCGACGACUUGGCGUUGUUGACGGCGAUUCUGCAGGCUUGCUUGAGUCUACCCAACUUGGACCAGUCGCCGACACAGAUCCUGAACAUCAUGGCCGCGCAUGACGUUGUCAACGCAGCCACGUCUCUGUUCUCGUGGGCGGACAAGCUGUCGCAGCAGGGCGACCCUGUGUACGGCGAACUCAGCCUCUUGUUCUUGCUGGAGCUGUCCACCUUGCCCCUCGUCGCCGAGCAGCUGGCCUGCGACGGCGUGCUCAGCAGCUUGCUGUCCGCCAACCUGUCCAAGUACAUGCUCAAAACCACCGUCUCCCCGUACGCGGAGACGCCCGUCGCGCAAAGGUGCUACGCCAUAUGGGUGAAGGGCUUCCUACCCCUGAUGCUCAACUUGCUCGCGGCGCUUGGCGCCACCCUCGCCCCAGAGGUCACCUACGUGCUGAACCAGUUCUCCCACCUGCUCCGCGCCAGCGUCGAUCGGUUCGAGGCACCAGGCGCCUCGCGAACCAUGUCCAGGUCCGCGGGCCAGCACCUCACGCUGCUCGCAACGUCGGAGAUCCACUCCCUGGCCCUUCUCACCAGGGUGCUCUCGGCCCUCGGCGCCAAGAACAACCGCGACGUCCCCGCCGUGGAGUGGGAUGCCAACGGCGUGCUGGAGAAUGUCGAGUUCUGGCUGUCGAGCAAGAGGCUGCUCAAAGAACGCCUCCUGCCGCUGGGCUCUCGCGAGCUGGACUGGAAGAACACGCGGAGGGAAGCCGGUGCGGCAGGCGGGAGUGAGAACUUGCUCGAGGAGAAGAUUGUUUCCCAGCUGGAGACUGUGAGGGACGUGUUGAACGAGGAACUCGACGGCUGA